UCUACCCGGCCAGUUGGCUUACGGUCGAGUUUAGCGUACUAGUACGAGGAGUGUGUGCGUUCAGUGUUUUGUGAAUCAGUUUAAAAAUAUGGGAUUUGAUGAGGGGCGUAUAGUUUUAGACAGUCCUAAUGGCGCGUACUACGCUGGUCAAACGAUACACGGGCAAUUGGAAUUCGAUCAAGACCACGUUAAAACUUUUCGAGGUAUAUACGUGAAGAUCAAGGGUUUCUGCAAAGUUCACUGGACAUCGACAGAAACGCGACGAGUCCACGAUCGCCAGGAACACCACACGAUCAACCAUGACUCCCACGAAGAGUACAUUAACCACAAAGUGUACCUCGCCGGCGGGGAAAGUGGUGAACAUACCCUCCAGCCCGGCCAUCAUACAUUCUCGUUCCAAUGCCCCAUCCCACCGAACUGCCCGGCGUCCUUUGAAGGUGCCCACGGUCACGUGCGGUACCAGAUUAAAGUCGUCGUGGAUCGCGCGUUCAAGCUCGACCAAGAGAAGGUGGUCGAUAUCAAGGUCCUCGCGCCGUUGGACUUGAACACACAUCCUUAUGCUAAAGAACCCGUGGAGUUCGAGAUAGAGAACUCUUAUUGCUGCUGGUGCAUGGGUGCCGGGUCCACGGAGACCUUGAUCAAGAUGCCUGUGGCGGGCUUCUGUCCCGGACAGAACAUGCCGAUAGAAGUCAGCUGCAAGAACAUGAGCAACGUCGAGGUGGACACCAUCAGGUUCGAAAUCAAGGAGACAAUAACAUUCCACGCGACGCACGAGCCGGGAACACGGCACCAAACCGAUGUCGUGGCGGAGAUCAAGAAGGGCCCGAUACCUGAAAACACCACGCGCAAUUGGACCGUGCAGAUGCCAGUGCCGGAAAUGGAGGUGCUCAACCUCAUCAACUGUCGAUUUAUCGAUAUCGAGCAUAAAUUCAAGGUUUCGGUAGAAUCUUCAGGCUGCCACACGGACUCGGACGAAUCACAUCCCAUAGUAAUAGGCAAUAUACCCAUAGCAGGCUUCCAAGACAACGUACCGAAUCCAUUACAGAAUCAAUUGCCCAACCAACCGGUUGUCUCGCAAAACGUUCAAGGAGUAGCAUCAACCUACCCCCCACCACCUAUUGUCACCCAACCCAUGGGUGGUGGAUAUCCCGGUGGUGCGCCUUUGCCCCAAGUAUCACCUUAUCCUGUUGGUCCUUCUUACCCUGCCGCCAAUCCACCUUACCCGGGUGCUAAUCCUCCUUAUCCGGGUGCUAAUUCUCCCUACCCGGGUGUUAAUGCUCCGUAUCCGGGUGCUAAUCCUCCUUACCCGGGUGCAAAUCCUCCUUACCCGGGCGCAAAUCCGGCUUAUCCCGGCCCUGGUGGCCCCCUGGGCGGUAAUGCGUAUCAGCCACCCAUUACAAACCAACCGUAUCCACCAAGGUCUCCCUACCCGGGUGGGAAUCGUCCGUACCCAAAUUCACCCCAGCCGUAUUCGGGAUUAAACUCUAAUGUGCCAACAGACGGUACGCCGCUUCUGAAAACCGGUACCAUAGGAUUUGGGGGUCCGGUUAAUGCAAAUAAUGCAGUGAUACCUUCAUUGCCUGCCGGAGCUAAUGUUCCUUAUCCGACAAGUCCAGCAAACCCAUACAUGGGGGCGAGCGCUCCGGAGCCUCCCACUCCUGACAAUGAAAACAAGCAACCCCUCAACGGCGUGCCAAAACCCUAGAUCUUAUAACAUUAAGUACACUACUUUAUUCUUAAUCUUAUGAUGUGAAAGUCACUAGGUAAUACUUCACCACCUAAUCCUUAAAAAUUGUUUUAAAUUGUUAAGGACGUAGACACGAUAUUGGCCAGUAAAAAAUCCAGAAUUAAUAAGUGGCGGAGUUUUUAAGUACAGUCAGCCAGAAAAGUAGCUGAACAAUUUCAAAGCUCAACAUGCUUUUACAUGUUAACUUCAAUCGUUUUUUUUUUCGUUAUCAAAUAUAAAGUCAAAAUCUUAUGGAAUUUCUUUUUCGUUAUCAAAACUAAAGUCAAUUCCUGAAAUUUUGUUUUACUAAAUACUAAAAGGUAAUUGAGAAAGAAACCAAAGUUUAAAGCUGUUUUUGUGACUGAUUAUACUUAGGUUUAAAUUUGGGUGCAUUUUAUAAUGGUCAAGAAAUGUUGAAAUGGUUUUAGUCUUUGUGAUGAAACAAAUUAACAUAAUGUUCUUCCUUGUUAAUGUGUGUGCCACUUAUACACAGCGUGUUGCAAUGAAGAGGUAUCAAAUAUUCUAAUACAAUGAAUCGGGUUAAAGUUAUGUAUAUACGAAAUCAGAUUAAUUUUGUAUCAAUAUACUCAUUAAUCCCUAAAUUAUAUUGCUACUUUAUUCGUCAGAUAAAAAACUAUUACAUUAACAUAUUGUCUAGUCUCAUCAGUUAGUGUUUAAAAAACAUCAGCUGAAAUACGGGUCAUUACUAACUUUUUUUUAAAUGUAGACUGUAAUUACUCUUGAGCUAUGAGCAUUAUUUCUCUCGAGCUAAAGUUGUAAUUGAUACCUCUAUUUUGUAACAUCCUGUAGCAAAUAAAGGCCGGCCUAUAUUAAGGAAAGCCUGUAUGAAUAAGUGAUUGUGUCUUGUUAUUAGUAUUUUUUAUUUUUAUAUAUUUACCAUACAGUUGCUAUUUAAAUGUUUAUUAUCACAUUUAAGACAAUAUAUUUAAAUACAGAAUAUUAUGUGAUUUAUAAGGUUUUUUUUAUAUUUUUACAAAUAAUUAUAAAAUAGUUUAUGAGACUUAAACGAUGGUACUAUGUUUUUGUAUGUUUUUAUAUAUUUCUGAGAAAGUUAAACUUUCAUGAAUAUUUCGAUACUUUACAUAAUGAGUUUGAUAUUUAACCAUUAGAUUAAAAGUCAAAUAUAUAUUACAAUUGCUUAUUACUUUUAAAGCAAUUAUAUCUACUGGGGCAUAUUAAUAAAUGCUUAUAAAACAGUAAGGGCCGACGGAAAUUUUGAGUAGAUUGUAACGUAAAUUAUAUUGAAAAAGUAAUUUAGUGUUUACAGCGUGGUAUUAAAAUUCAAAUUGGCUUAUGUCACGGCCUGAUCAGUAUGAUUAAAUCAUCUUCAUCAUAAACCGCCUAGGUCCCAUACAAAAAGAUCAUCCUGUUAAUACCAUCGGAAUAUCAAUAGCAAUAAAACUUAUUUAAUUCAGGCACAGCAAAGUGACCUACUGCGUGUGAUGUAAUGUGAGUGUCGACUCAAGAGAUGAUUACCUCUCGUCAGUCGACACAAUCAUUCACUGUUUAUAAAUAAAUAAAUAAAUAAAAUACUUUAUUUAUCACGUAGGCGAACAAAGUUGCACUUAUGAUACGUCAAAACAAAUCAUAAGAAUAAUUAUUAUUUCUAUACAACUAUUAAAAUUACUUAUAUAACUAUGGACAUUUUAAAUUAGGGAUAAAAUUUAUACAAAAGACAAGGUACAAACCGAAGUAACCAGCUCGGGCUGGCAAGUAGGGGGAAAUAGAAGGGUAACGCGUCGCGAUCCUCACCGGCGAGGACAUGAGCCCUAACCUAGCUAACCUACCGGCCUUUCACUAGUUUGAAACCAAUAUACUAUUAUUAAUAUAGAUAUUAUAAGCAAUUGUCAAAAGCCCUUUGUGACCUUUAUAUUUCGUAUCUUGUGCAUUUAAUGUUUGUAUGAAUGUUUUUGUGUCAUGCAAAUUUUGUCUAACUUGGAAAUGGAGUGGGUCCAGGUUGUAUAUGUAAGUUAAUAGAAUAACAAAGGAGCCCGAUAAGAAUACUCGGUAAUGCUUUAGGUGAAAACCAUGGAUCUCAUGAUUGAAAAUGAAAUAAAUAGGAUAUGGAUUUCGUAUAAGAAAUGGUGACUUAUUCUAAAUUUGCAAGACACAAUAUACUUAAGUGUUACCUACAUAUAUCUCUGACAAUACAUAGUUAUGGGUAUUGGCAAAUAUCUUGAGCGAUGAUGUUUAAUCCUGGGAAAGAUAUCGAUUAGUGAAUAUCGUUGAAUGCAAUACUAUAAUAAAGAUCGACUAGAGAUUGAAGCUCUUCGAUCAAAUGUAUUUUGAUUACGCGGUCAUAGUAAAUAUGUACUAAACGAAUUAAUUACUAGGCAUUAUGAAAUUUAACAUCUAACUCAUAGGGCCGCGCCACAGUCUCCGCCCCAGCGGUACUGCGAGCGGGGUUGACUGUACGAGUGAGUUGACAGUUAUACGGAGGAAUAAGAAGGAUGUCCGAGCCCCGAGCUUAGCCACGACACGCGUUUUCAAGGUAGCGUCCUUCAGGAUGACGUAGUGAAGUGCCACAAAGUACUUGGUGACUUUAAGUUAGAUGUGGUGUUGCUAGUUUUUAUGAGCGGUGGUACAGGUUGUCGUUUGGUGAGCGGAUUGCUCAUUUCCUCAUUGCAUUGCACUAAAAAGAGUGCAAGCCUAGUCGACACUAGCCAUUAUGCCACUAUUGUGAACCUAUCAAAUAUAUUUAUGGGUGUUAAAUUGAACGUUCCUUUCCCGAGAAUUUCUCUCAUGCGCUCAAGAUAUAGGCACGCUACUGUAAGCAAAAUCAUGGAAAGUGACUUAUAUUGUGCCUUUCACUUAAUUGCAACGGUUUUCCACCCAUGUUGUCGAAUUUUGAUAGGUUUUAUGAAAUUAUAUGACAUUUAUUAUGAUUGCCAUAUAAGUAAAUAUUAUAUAAGUCAGCAACUGUAAUAGCUGAACAAAAAACAUUGUUAAUAUGUAUAGAUGGUUCGAAGUUUAAAAUUUGGCUAUUUUUAUUGCCGACUGUACCGAUUAAUAAAAAAAUACAUUAUAUAUUCAACCGUCGUAUACAUGUUCUGUGUAUUAGAAAUACUUUAUAAAAAGAAAUUGAGAGUAUGUGAAGUCUGCCACUUCGCACUAAGCCAGCAGAGUACGCUAAGGCCUAAACCUUCUUAGUAGCAGAGAAGACCCAUCAGUGGAACAGUAUAUAUGGCCAGGAGGCCCUAUUCCGUCUAUUGGGGCGAAUUUGUCUUGUUGCAGUUACAGGCGUUCUAUUCGAAAGACUACUUCGAAAGAGCUGUAAUAGCCGUGUACGUAAGAAAGGAAAAAAUCGGCCAUCAACUGUUCUAGACUAGACUUAGAACGCCCAUGGUAGCAAAAAGAUGGAUAUACACCCAUAGUCGGAAUAGGGCCCAUGACCUUCAUACAGGACUGGUAUGAUUAGUAUUCAUGUACCAAUACUGGGGCUGUAGACGUCACUUAUGGGUUCGCAAUCGGAUUCCUAUUUUAUGAUUGUCAUAUAGAAUAAAAAGGUUUUUGCUUCAAGUUUGUAUACGACUGUAGAAUAUAUUUAAUAGACUGAAGACAAUCUUAUGCACAAAUAAACUGCCUUAUGACUUGUUUUAUUGUACAUUUUUAUAGUCAUUAAAUUAUAUUGGUGUUCGACGUACUGUGAAAAUUAAUCAAGAUAUUUUAUAUGAAA
This is a messenger RNA of Manduca sexta (tobacco hornworm), 5423 nucleotides long. RefSeq names its product arrestin domain-containing protein 17. The transcript has 8 exons. Lineage: Eukaryota; Metazoa; Arthropoda; Insecta; Lepidoptera; Sphingidae. Gene Ontology annotation, biological process: protein transport. Bases 89 to 1705 code for a protein of 538 amino acids. Gene Ontology annotation, cellular component: cytoplasm. The record is from RefSeq and is a predicted model, not a curated record.